Molecule: messenger RNA, 778 nt
Organism: Rhagoletis zephyria (snowberry fruit fly)
Lineage: Eukaryota; Metazoa; Arthropoda; Insecta; Diptera; Tephritidae
Source: RefSeq, a predicted model, not a curated record
AUGGGAGGCAACACCUUCUCGAAGGAGCACGACAGUCCUCACCAGAAGAAGCCACCAACUGGAGAUGGAGUCAGCAACAAAUCGGCCAAGGAGCCCAGAUCGGAGGAGAAAAGCGAGAAGCCAGUGACCACCGCCACUACCACUCCCGGAAGUCAUCGCCUGGAAAAGCCGAGAAGCAAAGAUGGCAAAGAUACCACUUCAAAGAGCGGCUCAGGCAAACAUGGCGGGAAGAAGAGCAGCGCAGACAAGGACAAGUACAGCAAGGACAAAAGCAAAGAGAAGGACCAGGACCAGGAUGAGCGAAAGGACAUCUUUGCCCGCAUCGCCGCCGGUGAGGUGGCCAGCCAGCCGGUGUCCAACGCUCCGGCCGGCGCCGUGGUCGUCGGCGGAAGCGGCCCAGCGCAUGGACACGUCGUCCAGAAGGGCGUCUACCGAUACUCGCCGGGCUUUGAGGCCAUUCGUAAGACGGCUCAGCUGGAGAAGCAGCAGCAGCAGCCACUAUCACAACAGGGAGACCAGCAGACAAAGACGCACAAGCCAAGGAAGUCGGUCGAGGAGAGAGACCGGGCUCGACGGGAGCGAGGCGAACGACAGACUUCUUCGAUGGUCAUCCGCAUGCCUGUGUCCACGAAGAGCAUCGAAGGUCGAGGAGGAGGAAAGUCGGCGAAGCAGCCGAACAGCGGCAGCGGCAAGUACGAGAAGAGUCACAGUGAGAAGCAACAGCAGCAGCUGCAGAAGAAGGGCAAAAGCAACAAGACCUCUAUUGUCAGCAAAGAGG